ACACACGUCUGAAGCCGCUAAUUGUAAAUUCUUUUUAAUCAAUUUUAAUUAUGAUCAUUCAUGCAUAAUGUCUUAUUUAAUGCAAUAAUCUGAGAAAGCUUUCCUAGUAAUAUAAGUGUUGCAAAUUAAGUAUUCUCUUCAAGUGCUUUUUUAAGAAUUUUCGAACAUCUAUCAUUAUGUAACUGUGUAUAAUGCACCAUCAGGUUGCGUAAUGUCAACUAUGGAUACUAUAAAUAUCUUGAUUUAAGUUCUCAAUUAUUAUAUAAAUAUAGUAAAAACUUUCUAAGUAUAAUAUGGCUGUUACGUUAAACUCAUAAUCAUUUAUAGCAUAAAAUAUUUUUUGUAUUCUACAUAUUAUGUAUAAAACAAUGAAUUAUUAUUUAUUAAACAUUUAUAUAUUAUAUUUAUAUAAUUUUCCGGAUAAUAUCACGUAUUUUACGUAUGUUAGUUUUUUUCUUUCUUUCUUUUUUUGUCUCUAAAAUCUCCAUUUCUCUUAAACAUUUCCUUUUUUUCAUCGGUCUAAGGAAACGUUGAAAGAUUGUGAACUGCACACACAAAGAAAUACAUAUCAUAGUCUGUAAGACCUUUGCCUUGUAAUAGAGUUCGGAAGCACGUUCACAAAACAUGGAAGGCGAGACAUGAAGGCAGACAGAUACAUAUGUACGAGUUAUCGCAGGUUUUAAGGGAAAUUCGGCCACUUGGCCUUGAGUCGAAAGUACCUCUGUCAAAAAAAUUAAUCUCAGCGUAAAACUUUAUGUGUAUAACAUAUAUAUGUAAAUGUAUCGUUCAGAAUUACAAUAUUUAAAAAAAAGAGUUCUAAUAGUUAAAUGUGAAAUACAUGAUGGUGCAUAUGAAAUAAACUGAAUAUAUAUUUCUGUCACUCCUUUUAACUAUCAAGUGUUUUCUCCUCAAAUGUACGUUCAUAUAAUUGAUAUUCAAAUUCAUAUAUAUUACAAUUUAUAAAAUAUUGUGUUCUUACACACAUAUAUAUUAGUUCCUUUCGUUAUAUCAAUUUCUGGAUACUUACCGGUUCGCUAGUUUACGUUGCCCAGACAUAUACAACGCUGUUAACCUUAUCCUAAGAAAUUAAAAUAAGUUAAUUAUUUUCUAUUAUUCACUGAAUAUUUAUUCUUUGAAAUCAAGAUUUAAGAAUCUUUUGAAUAAAAAAAUUAUCUCGUAAAUGUCUAAUUUCCUUCAACGAAAACUAACUAACGAGCAAGGUAAAACCGAACAAUCGUUAGAACAACCGACAUCUUUGAUUUGACCGGUCAGAAAUUUGUACUUUUACAAAGCAAGAUUCUUGUUAUCAAUUCUUUUCCACGCGUCUGUUCUGCAUAAAAUUUCAUAAAAAACAUAUAAAAUGUACCUUUUCGUGGUAAAAUAUUAUCGUUUUUCCUUAAAAAUCACGACAAAUACAUGAAAUCAAAAUUGCCAGCCACGAAACGUAUCUUCAUCAAACUGCCGCGUGAAGAUAACUGUAUUCAUAAAUCGAAUAUCUUCCAAUCAUAUCGACUUCGAGAAUCGAAUAUCGAUUUCACGAUGUGGACACACAUCGCAUAUGUGUGCGAGCGCGUUUUCUGCACGAGAUUCUUUUCUAGGUUAUACAGUGCAUUCGCUCUACGUAAUGCGUAAAGGCACGUAAUUUUUCGAAUGUUUAACAUAACCCUUCAAAGAGAAAAACAGAUUUGGUCUAGUGUUUUUUAUAACUAUAUCCUUUUGCAAGUACAAAUACAAGAGUAAUUAAACAUUCAAACGUUAGUGCACCCGAAAUGAUGACGCUACGUUUGUUUGACAGCCAGGGCUACUCCACGGUAGACGCCGUACCAAACAUGUGCGUGGAAACCGGCGAAAUGGAGAGCUGCGACUACCUGCGAGACUGCAUUAACAAUUUUGAAAAUAAGGAUUCCAGAAUCAACUUACCGGCUACGUCCAUGGGCACCUUAGCCACCAGCUUGGAAGGCAGCAACUUAGAGGACGUCAAUUUGAUUAAUAUUGAUUUUAAUUUUAUGAAAAUUGAGAACAUGUUUGUACAAAAUACUGAAGAAUCGGAAAACAUAAGGAGCAAGAGAGAAGAGAAGCAGGAAAAAUCGAUGGAUAUCAAUAUUUCAGGAUUGAUUGAAAAUCUUGAUAAGACAAGCCGGAGUUGCAACACAUUUUCGAAUUUUUGGAGGGGAGAAUCAUAUGGUGUAACAAAACUCGUUAACAAUGGUGAAUCUCAUGAUAAUAAUGAAGACGUAGAUCUCAAUGCGAAUAAAGAUAAUUGCACAAGUGAAAAUGUUGCAUCAGAGCUGAAACUAGGAACGAAGAUUGAUAAUCAACUAGCGGAUGAGGUCCAAAAGUGCGAACAAUGCCUCAUGACAUUCAGGUAUAAAAGGCACUUGGAUCGACACCUAGAAGGUCAUCAGAAAAAUAAUUGUCCACAUUGCAAUGAGAAAUUUGCCAGACGAAAGCACCUGGCGGUUCAUUUAUUCCGUGCACACGGAGAAAGGAUGGUCAGGUAUCCACAUUCGUGCGAUGUGUGCACCAAGAGUUUCCCCAAACGUGCACUGUUGAACCGUCACAGGGCGAAACACAGUUACGAGAAUGGCAAGGUGUGCUCGGAAUGCGGGGACAUGAUAAAUAUAUGUGAGAAGGAGCAUAAGGAGAAUCAAUGUAGGAAGAGGCGAUUCACGUGUCAACAAUGUUCGCAAGCGUUCAGCAUCGAGCAGACGUAUUUGUCCCAUAUUCAAAAUCACAAUAAUUAUAAAUGUCCAAAUUGUAACAUCGGUUUUGCAUCGAAACGAAAGGCGCACGAGCACUUGAGGACGGUUCAUACUGCGAAACUGGACGACUCGGACAACUCGACAAACAGCGGUCCAUAUUUUUGUACUGAUUGUAGACAUACAUUCGCCAAGAAGGACGACUAUGUUCAGCACUUGGAGUCCGCGCUACACCUCAGUAAAAUUGACAAUAGGGACAUACCUAUAAGGACUGUAUUCACGUGCAAGAUCUGCUCGAAAAGCUUAGUCACGCAAAGAGCUCUGGAUCAACAUGUCAGGCGAAUACACAGGGGCAAGAAGCACUUUGUGUGUAACGUGUACGAGUGUACGUUUCAAUGCGCCAGAAAAACAGAUCUGAACAGGCACAAGCAACUGCACGUGGAAAAGCGAAACAUCGUGUGCGAGUAUUGUGGCAAGACGUUUACGAGCAUUAGCAUUCUCAAGGAUCAUGUGCUCUACAUUCACAGUAAGGAACGACAAUUCAUCUGCGAAAAAUGCGGCAAAACAUUCAAGAGGAACAGUUUGUUGAAAAGGCAUAAAUUGUCGCACGAGCAGCAUCGACCUUUUGUCUGCACGCACUGUAGCACCGCGUUUAAACGCUCGCAUCAUCUUACUCGUCAUCUGGAAGCUUGUCACAGAAUCACGCUAGAAAGGAAGAAAAAGAUGGUAAAGCUCAUGAAAACAGAAGAUGGCCAUCUUGUGCCAGUGCCAGAGAAAUCGAAAACAUUAAAAUCUCGCAAAGUAGAAACGAUAGAACAAAGUAGAAAAGAGAACAAAGUAGAAAACGAAAUAGCUCUAAACGUGGAGAAAGAUUGUCUACUUAGGAAUAUAGAUGAAAAAGUUGCAAGCGUCGAUUCACAACUACAAAUACAAUCGUCGAGCUCGGAGAACUUGGAAUGCCCGAACGUGUCGUUAGAAUUUACGAAUUUACCUGUCGAUUCCAUUCCGCAAGUUUUCUCCAUAGUGGAUGUAAAUACGGGACAGGUGCUAACAGUGGAAGUCGCCAAUCCGGAAUUGCUAACCAACAACGAGCUUACUGAUCAAUGUGAAACAAAUUGCAGUGAGAUGCUAAACUUACCGUACUAUCAAGAUAUAGAUUUUCAAACUAAUCUUCAAAACGCGGAUGAAACAUAUUAUGAUAAUACAAAUUAUGCAGAGGCAUCAUUAGAGGGUUCCUUGUCGUUUAUGAACAGUAAUAAUAAGUUGGAAACAAUAGAAAGUUAUUUAACCCAUGGAUUUCCACCCUUUCUUAAUAUUUGAAGAUUUAUAAGAUGGAAAAUUUGUGUGUAUGUUGUGUGUUGCAGCUACAUUUCCGCAAAAAAUUUUCAGACUGUUAUUUUCAGAUUGUUAUUUUAUUGCAUAAGUAGAACAUAAGUAGAAAUAACAUUAUUUAUUUUGUUAAUAUUAAUUGUUUUAUCAAAUUUUAUAAAAUAUAUUUUUACGCUACAGAACAUUCUUGUUUUUGAUGUUUAUAGAUGGAUCAAUACUCAUAUCAUAAACCAUUAUUAAAAUGAUAUUUCUUAAAACCUGUUUACAUAUAUGAAAUUGAUACAACUAUAAAUGAUGGACAUAAUCAAAUAAUCAUUUCCUACUUGCCUUUUUCCUUUUCUUAAUAUUUUUUUCAUUAAC
This is a messenger RNA of Ooceraea biroi (clonal raider ant), 4388 nucleotides long. RefSeq names its product zinc finger and SCAN domain-containing protein 12. Gene Ontology annotation, molecular function: RNA polymerase II cis-regulatory region sequence-specific DNA binding; DNA-binding transcription factor activity. The record is from RefSeq and is a predicted model, not a curated record. Gene Ontology annotation, biological process: regulation of transcription by RNA polymerase II. NCBI's taxonomy places the organism in Eukaryota, Metazoa, Arthropoda, Insecta, Hymenoptera, Formicidae.